UUAGAAUUUUAGAAUCUUAGUGUUUUAUAAUAAAAUAAUUAAAAUAAGUAUAAUACAAAACACAUAACUUAUUAUUUAUUUAUAGUGUUCAUUGAGAAAACCGAUUCUAACCUCUUACUUUUAAUACAUGUUCAACAUUUUUCAUAACAGAAUAUUAAUUUAAAAAGUAUUAUACAGAAAUUAUCGUGUCUUAUAAAAUAUUAUGUAUUAGAAUGAGUUCCUUGUAUUUAAUUGGAAAUGAAUUAUUGCGUGGACAAGUAAACAAUAAUUUGUAACAUAAAGAUGCAGUCAGAUGAUGAAUUGUCUGAAGGUGAGGAAGAGAUGCUUGUAUAUGUGGAGUUUGAAGGAUUUACCGGAAAUGAUAUGUUUAAUAAGGAAAAUCUUCAAUUGGAUAUGAUUGGAAUAGACACUGAACAUCCUAUAAUGGAAAUUAAUGGGCGAUAUUAUGAAGGCACUUAUGAAGACGCUGUAGGUACUUACAUGUUCUUUGAGAAGGAUGACAAUCCAAAGGUGGAUGAUGAAAUAUUUGACAAAGUACCAUGUUUAAAAUAUUUUGCAAAAACAAAAAAAUUGCUUAAGAUGCAGAGAGUAUUUACGAAACCAAGAGUUGAGAUUCUUGGUGAUUCUCAACAUGAAGGUUGUAUACCAAAUACUGAAACGUUAUCGCAAGCUGGAGUACCUCCAAAAUAUCAAGAGGAAGCCAUGCAGUUCUGGAAUAAAGUACGUAUUGACAGACUAGAAGAAUUAAGUGAAUUUUUGGAGAAACAGAAGAUUAGAGAAGAGAAUAAAUCAAAAGGCGUUGUGUCAGAUUCAGACUCUGAGAAGGAUAAUCUUGUAAAGCAGAGCAAAGAAAAACCAGAAGAGAAGCAUGAUUGAACUUAAAAUAUUAGUCUUAUCAAAAAGAAAAUGUGAUGUAUAAUAAAAAAAAGCUUAAUUUUCUGAUCUUAUUUCAAGCUUAAUUUUAAACACAUUCAUACAAUAUCUGUACAUAUAAUUAUAAGAAAUUUUACAUCUCUACAAAAAAAUGUUCUGAGUUUUUUAUUUUGAAUGUAGCAAGCAUAACAUGAUACAGUUAACACGAUGUAGAAUAUCUCACAUAUUAUAUUACUUAUUCUUUUUA
Messenger RNA from Monomorium pharaonis (pharaoh ant), 1120 nucleotides. Its product is annotated as general transcription factor 3C polypeptide 6. Gene Ontology annotation, cellular component: transcription factor TFIIIC complex. Lineage: Eukaryota; Metazoa; Arthropoda; Insecta; Hymenoptera; Formicidae. The transcript has 5 exons. The record is from RefSeq and is a predicted model, not a curated record. The coding region runs from base 283 to 876 and encodes 197 amino acids. Gene Ontology annotation, biological process: transcription by RNA polymerase III.